AUGUCCAUAACACCAAGAGAUAUGUACUUGGCAUUUGAAAAGCAAUUGAAAAAUCUUCCAGACCGUAAUGCACAUGAUAUGCUUUCAGAGAGUGAUAUUCGAAUUUUUCAUACCCCUGAAGGAAUGCUUUCUAGUGAGCAAGGCGUUUAUGUUGCAGAAUCUGUUGCUUCUAAGAACACAAGACAGGCGAAGGGCCGUUUUCGGAUGUACGAGGACCACAGUGACACGGAUGAUGUCAAUUCUAAUCAGUUUGCGAAGAGAGAACCAACUGGUAGAGAAGCUGCUGGUUUGGGUAAAAAGGAUAUUGGGAAGUUGAUGAAGAAAGCUGAUAAAGGAAAGACAGCAAAAGAAGAGGCUCGUGAAUUAUUGCUGAAGGAGGAGGCAGCUGUACGAGAUAAGGUUAGAGGUAUACAGGACAACCUUUCGUUGAUGCUGAGAGCUCUUGGGGAAAUGGCCAUCUCGAACCCUGUAUUUGCACACAGUCAACUACCUUCCCUGAUUAAGUUUGUUGACCCUUUGCUACAGUCACCUAUAGUGAGUGACGUGGCCUAUGAGACCUUGGUGAAGCUAUCAAGAUGUACAGCCGCACCUCUUUGUCAUUGGGCUCUUGACAUUGCUACUGCUCUACGCCUUAUUGUGACCAAGGAUGUCAGUGUUCUCUUGGAUCUUAUUCCAAUAGCUGGUGAUGGGGAAGCCAAUGAGAGUCCUUCAUUGGGUCUUUUUGAGAGAAUAAUUAAUGGCUUAUCUGUGUCUUGUAAACCUGGACCUCUUCCUGUAGAUUCUUUUACUUUUGUAUUUCCUAUAAUGGAGCACAUUCUAUUAUCACCCAAGAAGACUGGACUUCAUGAUGAUGUGCUUCGUAUUCUCUAUUUGCACAUGGAUCCACUGUUACCCCUUCCUAGACUUCGAAUGCUAUCAGCUCUUUAUCAUGUUCUAGGUGUUGUUCCUGCCUAUCAGGGCUCCAUUGGACCAGCAUUAAAUGAAUUGUGCCUAGGUUUACAACCAGAGGAAGUUGCACCUGCACUGUAUGGAGUGUAUGCAAAAGAUGUUCAUGUAAGAAUGGCCUGCUUAAAUGCCAUAAAAUGUAUUCCAGCAGUUGCCAGCCGAUCUGUCCCCGAGAAUGUUGAGGUUGCAACUAGUCUUUGGAUUGCUCUACAUGAUCCAGAAAAGUUAGUUGCUGAAGCUGCAGAGGAUAUUUGGGAUCGCUAUGGACAUGACUUUGGGACCAAUUAUUCUGGACUUUUCAAAGCACUUUCUCAUAUUGAUUACAAUGUGCGGUUGGCUGCUGCAGAGGCAUUAGCUGCUGCUUUGGAUGAAAAUCCAGAUAGUAUACAGGAAUCUCUUUCUACUUUAUUUUCUUUAUACAUCCGUGAUGCUGGCUUUGGUGAGGAUACUGUUGAUGCUGGUUGGCUGGGCAGACAAGGAAUAGCACUGGCUUUACAUUCUGCUGCUGAUGUUCUAAGAACAAAAGACCUCCCUGUUGUUAUGACAUUCCUCAUAUCACGAGCAUUGGGUGACCUUAAUGCUGAUGUUCGAGGGAGAAUGAUCAAUGCUGGCAUCAUAAUUAUUGAUAAGCAUGGAAGAGACAAUGUUUCCUUGUUGUUUCCAAUCUUUGAGAACUACCUGAACAAGAAGGCAUCAGAUGAGGAAAAAUAUGAUUUGGUUCGUGAAGGUGUUGUUAUUUUUACCGGAGCCUUGGCAAAACACUUGGCUAAGGAUGAUCCGAAAGUCCAUGCAGUGGUGGAGAAGUUGUUGGAUGUUUUGAAUACUCCAUCAGAGGCUGUUCAGCGGGCAGUUUCGUUUUGCUUAUCUCCACUAAUGCAGUCAAAGAAAGAUGAUGCACCUGCUCUUGUUUCUAGGUUAUUGGAUCAACUUAUGAAUAGUGACAAAUAUGGGGAACGCCGAGGAGCAGCUUUUGGACUUGCUGGAGUGGUCAAGGGAUAUGGAAUAUCUUGCUUGAAGAAGUAUGGAAUUGCUGCUGCAAUAAGGGAAAGUCUUGCAGAUAGGAGUUCAGCAAAACGUCGUGAAGGAGCCCAACUGGCUUUUGAGUGCUUUUGUGAAACACUUGGAAAACUGUUUGAACCGUAUGUGAUUCAAAUGUUGCCGUUACUUUUGGUUUCUUUCUCUGACCAAGUUGUAGCAGUUCGUGAAGCUGCUGAAUGUGCUGCUCGUUCAAUGAUGUCUCAACUUAGUGCACAGGGGGUGAAGCUUGUGCUUCCAUCAAUUCUAAAGGGUCUUGAGGAUAAAGCCUGGCGGACAAAGCAAAGCAGUGUACAACUACUUGGUGCUAUGGCAUACUGCGCUCCUCAACAAUUGUCUCAAUGCCUUCCUACUAUUGUGCCCAAACUCACAGAGGUUUUAACUGAUACGCAUCCCAAAGUCCAGUCAGCAGGACAAAUGGCACUCCAGCAGGUCGGGAGUGUGAUAAAGAAUCCAGAAAUAUCUUCUCUUGUCCCUACGCUUCUCAUGGGCCUAACAGACCCCAAUGAGUACACAAAAUAUUCUCUUGAUAUUCUCCUCCAGACAACUUUCAUUAAUUCAAUUGAUGCCCCAUCACUUGCACUAUUGGUACCUAUAGUUCAUAGGGGUCUUAGGGAGAGGAGCGCUGAAACUAAAAAGAAAGCUGCACAAAUAGUUGGAAACAUGUGUUCAUUAGUUACAGAACCGAAGGAUAUGAUUCCUUACAUAGGGUUGCUUCUUCCCGAAGUUAAAAAGGUUCUUGUGGAUCCAAUUCCAGAAGUUCGGUCUGUGGCAGCAAGGGCCAUUGGAUCUCUUAUACGAGGAAUGGGCGAGGAAAACUUCCCUGAUCUUGUUCCUUGGCUGUUUGACUCUCUUAAAACUGAUAAUAGUAAUGUUGAGCGUUCUGGAGCUGCUCAAGGCUUGAGUGAGGUUCUAUCUGCACUUGGCACGGGAUACUUUGAACAUGUGCUGCCUGAUAUUAUCCGAAACUGUUCUCAUCAAAAGGCAUCUGUGCGUGAUGGAUAUUUAACACUUUUCAAGUAUCUGCCAAGAUCUUUAGGCGUUCAAUUCCAGAAUUAUUUGCAGCAGGUGUUGCCUGCAAUUUUAGAUGGUCUUGCGGAUGAGAAUGAAUCUGUUCGUGAUGCAGCGUUGGGUGCUGGCCAUGUCCUGGUGGAGCACUAUGCAACAACGUCCUUGCCUCUUCUCCUUCCUGCUGUUGAAGAUGGUAUUUUCAAUGAUAAUUGGCGCAUCCGGCAAAGCUCAGUGGAAUUGUUAGGAGAUCUCUUGUUUAAGGUAGCUGGGACUUCUGGAAAAGCCUUACUUGAGGGGGGUAGUGAUGAUGAAGGUUCUAGUACUGAAGCACAUGGACGUGCUAUUAUUGAGGUUUUAGGAAGAGAUAAGCGUAAUGAAAUUCUUGCUGCAUUAUACAUGGUCCGGACUGAUGUCAGUUUAUCUGUGCGUCAGGCUGCCUUACAUGUAUGGAAAACAAUUGUGGCCAAUACUCCGAAGACUCUUAAGGAAAUAAUGCCAGUUUUAAUGAAUACUUUAAUUUCUUCUCUGGCAUCGUUGUCUUCUGAAAGGCGGCAGGUUGCUGCACGAGCAUUGGGUGAACUUGUUCGAAAGCUCGGUGAAAGAGUGCUUCCUUUGAUCAUCCCAAUCCUAUCCCAGGGGCUAAAGGAUCCUAAUGCUAGCAGAAGACAAGGUGUAUGCAUUGGUCUGAGUGAAGUGAUGGCAAGUGCUGUGAAGAGUCAAUUAUUGAGUUUUAUGGAUGAACUCAUCCCUACAAUCCGGACUGCCCUUUGUGAUAGCAUGCCUGAGGUGCGUGAGUCUGCAGGCUUAGCAUUCAGCACUCUGUACAAGAGUGCUGGAAUGCAAGCAAUUGAUGAAAUUGUUCCAACACUGCUGCAUGCUCUGGAGGAUGAUGAAACCUCUGAUACGGCGCUUGAUGGUCUCAAACAAAUCUUAAGUGUCAGGACUACAGCUGUACUGCCUCAUAUUUUGCCCAAGCUGGUCCAUCUUCCCCUUUCUGCCUUCAAUGCACAUGCACUGGGAGCCUUAGCUGAGGUUGCAGGACCCGGUCUUAACUUUCACCUUGGUACUAUUCUUCCUGCUUUACUUUCUGCAAUGGGUGCUGAGGACAAGGAUGUUCAAACUCUGGCUAAGAAGGCUGCAGAAACAGUGGCCUUGGUCAUAGAUGAGGAAGGUGUUGAGUAUCUGAUAGCAGAACUUCUAAAAGGUGUUGGGGAUACUCUGGCUUCGAUCAGAAGAAGUUCAUCAUACCUGAUAGGAUUUUUCUUCAAAUACAGCAAGUUAUAUUUGGUAGAUGAAGCACCAAAUAUGAUAUCUACUCUGAUCAUUUUGCUGAGUGAUUCAGAUUCAUCAACUGUUGAGGUUGCUUGGGAAGCUUUAUCAAGGGUUAUUGGUUCUGUUCCUAAGGAGGUGCUUCCUUCAUAUAUAAAAUUAGUACGUGAUGCUGUGUCCACGUCCAGAGAUAAAGAGCGAAGGAAAAAGAAGGGAGGACCAGUUGUCAUUCCAGGUUUCUGUCUCCCAAAAGCUCUUCAGCCAUUGCUUCCGAUAUUUCUUCAAGGUCUGACAAGUGGCUCUGCUGAAUUAAGAGAGCAGGCAGCACUGGGUCUUGGGGAGCUUAUUGAAGUGACUAGUGAAAAAGCAUUGAAGGAUUUUGUCAUUCCAAUCACUGGGCCUCUCAUCCGGAUCAUAGGCGACCGGUUUCCUUGGCAGGUGAAGAGUGCCAUCUUGUCUACAUUGAGCAUCUUAAUACGGAAGGGUGGGAUGUCCCUGAGGCCUUUUCUUCCUCAGCUUCAAACAACAUUUAUCAAGUGCUUACAAGAUAGUACAAGGACUGUUCGUACAAGUGCUGCUUUUGCUCUUGGAAAGCUUAGUGCACUCAGUACAAGAGUUGAUCCUCUAGUCAGUGACCUCCUGUCCAGCUUGCAGGCAUCAGAUGCUGGUGUUCGGGAGGCAAUUCUCACAGCUUUAAAAGGUGUCCUUAAGCAUGCUGGGAAAAGUGUGAGCGAUCCUGUCAGAGUUCGUGUUUUCAGUCAACUCAAGGAUUUAAUUCAUCAUGAUGAUGACCAAGUCCGAAUAUCUGCUGCCAGCAUAUUGGGUAUCACUUCACAGUACAUGGAAGAGCCUCAGCUGGAUGAUCUGCUUGAACUACUCUCAAAUUUGGCAUCUUCUCCUAGCUGGGUGUCCAGGCACGGCUCAGUACUCGCCAUAUCAUCCUUGCUUAGGCACAAUCCUUCCUCUGUUGUUACAUCCCAAAUGUUUCCAUCUAUCAUGCAAUGCCUUAAAGAUGCCCUGAAAGAUGAGAAGUUUCCUCUUCGUGAAACUUCAACGAAGGCAUUGGGAAGGCUUAUACUUCAUCAGAUUCUGAGUGAUCCUUCUGAAGCCACUGCACAUGUUGAUAUCAUUUUGACAAUAGUGUCUGCUUUGCACGAUGACUCCAGUGAAGUCAGAAGGAGAGGUUUAUCUGCUUUAAAAGCUGUUGCAAAAGCAAGUCCUCCAUCAAUUACGGUCCAUGUUUCCAUUAUUGGCCCUGCACUUGCAGAAUGUUUGAAGGACAGUAGUACUCCGGUGAGGCUAGCCGCGGAAAGAUGUGCUGUGCAUGCAUUCCAGAUGACAAAAGGUACAGACAAUGUUCAAGCUGCUCAAAAAUUUAUUACGGGCUUGGAUGCUAGGCGACUUUCAAAGUACCCUGAAUAUAGUGGUUGUGGACUUGCAGUGAUGAGAGCGAAGACAGUGAAGAAGAAUCAACAAGUGGCUAAUAGCUGAUUUGCAUAUCCCUAUUAUUUUUGUGUUCUUCAAGAGAGGUACGCAAAAACCUUCAGGAAUUUUGGUCAAAUGCUAUGUGUGGCGACUCUUGUUCAUAGGAGUACAUAGUCAUAUUUAAUCAUACGAAGAUGAUAAAAGGCUCAACCCCAUCAGUUUUGGACGUGGAUUGCAUGUAGAUAUAGCGGUGGAUUUUAGCUCUUGUUUUUUGUAAACCCUUGCAAUUGCUGAGGAAUAGAAAAAGCCGCUCGACACAAUCCCCUUUUUGUUGUAAUUUAUGUCAGUGCUACUCUUAGUUAUCUGUAUGAACAAUUUUGCUCCUUGCCUGCCCAGAUUGCUAAACGGAUAAAAGGCUUCUCUUUCCGAAGGCCAGUGCUUGAUGUUUCCUAAAUUAAAAUAAUCUGCAUUCCUAUCACAAA
Molecule: messenger RNA, 6167 nt
Organism: Populus euphratica (Euphrates poplar)
Lineage: Eukaryota; Viridiplantae; Streptophyta; Magnoliopsida; Malpighiales; Salicaceae
Gene: ILA
Product: putative protein kinase regulator ILITHYIA
Exons: 47
Coding region: 1-5751 (1916 amino acids)
Biological process (GO): cellular response to amino acid starvation; regulation of translation
Cellular component (GO): cytosol
Molecular function (GO): protein kinase regulator activity
Source: RefSeq, a predicted model, not a curated record